GUCCGCAGGCCAACUCUAUCCGCUGAGCCAAACCAGCUAGGGCUUAUCACUGGUUUUUAAAAAGUGUUACUAAUGGGGGAGAUUUACAGCAUAACCCUCUGUGUAAACAUAAUGCUUAUUAGCAUAUAUUUUAAUUCAAAAUAAAACUUUAUAAGAUUCUCACUUCAUCAAGUAGAAAUACAAGUAAUGAUUUCUGAUGUCUUAAAAAUUAUUAAAAAUCUGCAUAAUUAAAAAAAUUGGAUGCCUGAACCAAAUUAUUAAAUCAUUCAAAAUUAUUCAUUGAGCACCUUGCCAGGAGGACUUCUGUUAGAGUUGGGGAUCCUGUACAACAGAGGUAGAUAGAUCUAACACCCUGAGCAAACCACUGAAGUCAAGAUUCUGAGUGAGCAAGAUCAGUUAAGGAUUGCCACUUUACAAAAUAUUGUUUUGAGAAGGCUUGUUUUUGUCGAGAGUCUAGAUUCUCUACAUUAUAAUAAAAUCCAGCAUGCCAAGAUUUAUAAUUCUUGGUUUAUGUGCUUCCUUCUUAAGUAGAAUAAAAGCUCCUUGAAUAAAGUGAUUGCCCUGUAGACCACUAUAUAUUCAUGACUAUUGGAAGGUGCUUGUAUCCAGGCAGGUGCGAAGUGACUUUUGGGUAAACAUUCAUUUGGGUAUAUAUCAAUGCAAGUCAGAGGAGAUUUUUCUUUAUGUUUCCAGGUUCCUGUGGUCUCUGUGAUGGCUACUGGUUCUUCCCUAAGGAUAAUGGAGUAGUAGUUUAUACUGUUACACAGGGCAGUCAGGAGAUUCUGAAAAUCAAAUAAAGCCACCAAUGAGAUGUCAGAUAUGAAUGAGGUGGGGUGUGGCUUAGAUAGAAGAAGAGAUUAUUCAGGAAUAUUUAAAUUUGGCAAGAAAAGGACAGAGUGACAGAAAAGAGCAGGGACAUAAGAACAUCAGGUAGGGAUAGGAAAGCUAAUUAGUUUUAUCCUUUUAUUGUAUGAAUGAAAAUAAAAUGUCCCCAGAGGUAAAUUGACUUUCCAAUGCCACAUAAGACUUAUUUAUUCUACAGAGGCUGAAUUAGAGAAAGAUGAACAGAAUGAAGGAUGAUAAUGAGGGGAGAUGCUGAAAGCCAAAGAAGAGAGUCAGAACUGAAGGGGAAAUGAGAAGCUGAAUUGGUGUCUAGGGUUUAGGGAAGGAGCACUGUUUUUUUUGUGUGUGUGGUUUUUUUGUUGUUGUUUUUUGGUGGUUUAUUGGUAGAAGAAGGAAGUCAGAAUAGAGGUAUUGUGGGGUAGGUUUAUUUAAAACACAAAUUGAAGACAAACUUUCUGAGAGAAAGAAAUAACAUCUGUAACUGAAAUGCUGUUUCUGCAGAUUACAUUGCUAGCAGUUCUCCUCGCAGCUGGUGACAAUGAAGAUGGUAAGAACUCUAGCAACUGCCCAGUUCAGGGUUGGGGGUGAGGGGAACGUGGUGGUGUGUGUGUGUGUGUGUGUGUGUGUGUGUGUGUGUGUGUGCGCGCACAUUGCCCUCACGGCAUACCUGGAGAGUGAGAAUGUCAGCACAGUUCCAUUCUAAAUAUACCAUACUCUAGGACCCUGUGCUCUUCUGAAGGUUGUACGUAAAGCAUGGGGCCUUGGGCAGGUGAAUGUUUGCUGAGGUAACAAUGGCUUCCCUUAUCCAGACUCUGAGUUUUCCCUUUCUGACACCUUGCUUCAUUUUUUCUCCACAUUCUGUCUGUUCUUUUGACACAGCCUUCCAGGAGCAGAUCUCCUUCCACAUGAUCCAUAUCUCAUCCUUCUACAAUCAUUCCUGGACACAAAAUUGGGGCUCUGGUUGGUUGGGUGAGUUGCAGAUUCUUGGCUGGAACAGUAACUCUGGCAGUGUUAUUUUCCUGCGGCCUUGGUCCAAGGGCAACUUCAGCAACAAGGAAAUAACAGAAAUGGAAAAGUUCUUCCGAAGGUUACACAUCGAAUUGCCGCCUUUAAUUCGCAAACAUGCCAGUGAAUGGAAGUUUGAGUAUCCCUUUGAGGUACAGAUAACAGGAGGCUGUGAGCUGCACCCUGGAGAAGGCAAGGUAGUCUUCCUACAAUUUGCUUACCAAGGAUCAGAGCUCCUGACCUUCCAGAACAAUGCAUGGCUGCCAUCUUCAAAGGGUGACAACAGAGCUCAGGAGAUGUGUAGACUAUUCAAUCAGCGCCGUGUCGUCAACAUAAUAAUACAGAGGCUGCUCUGGGACACCUGCCCACGUUUCCUUUUGGGCCUCUUUGAUGCAGGGAAGGCAGAUCUCCAGAGAAAAGUAAAACCAGAGGCCUGGCUGUCCACUGGCUCUAAUCCUGGUCCUGACCGUCAGAUGCUGGUUUGCCAUGUCUCUGGCUUCCAUCCAAAGCCAAUUUGGGUAAAGUGGAUGCGAGGUGAACAGGUACAACUGGGCACUCAACAAAGUGGUAUCUUGCCCAAUGCUGAUGGGACAUGGUACCUUCAGGUUUUCUUGGAGGUGGAAGCCACUGAGAAAUCUGGCCUGUAUUGCUGGGUGAGACAUAGCAGCCUAGGAAGCCAGGACAUCAUCCUCUACUUGGAACAUCAUCAAGGCUCCGUGGGCUGGAUCAUCUUGGCAGUGAUGGUGCCCCUGGUGGUUUUGACAUGUCUUGCAUUUUGGCUUAGGAAGCGCUGGUCACACUGUGAGCCUCCUCCCACUCUUCUUCCUUUGGAAUGAGAUUCCAGCAGCCCAAGGACUCAGGACAUAUUUGAAUGCACAUGGUGAUAAUAUGCUUUCA
Molecule: messenger RNA, 2745 nt
Organism: Myotis brandtii (Brandt's bat)
Lineage: Eukaryota; Metazoa; Chordata; Mammalia; Chiroptera; Vespertilionidae
Product: T-cell surface glycoprotein CD1a-like
Exons: 5
Coding region: 1617-2684 (355 amino acids)
Biological process (GO): immune response; antigen processing and presentation, endogenous lipid antigen via MHC class Ib; positive regulation of T cell mediated cytotoxicity
Cellular component (GO): external side of plasma membrane
Molecular function (GO): lipopeptide binding; endogenous lipid antigen binding; exogenous lipid antigen binding
Source: RefSeq, a predicted model, not a curated record